AUGGCAGUAUUUCGCACUAACGCGGCGGCCGAGGAACCGGUCCUCCAAGGCGACGUUCGGCAAAGGCCAACUGGGCUGGCCGGUAUUUGGGCCGCAAUCUGGAGCUUCUCAAAGCGUAAGCCCUUGGGUGCCAUUGGAGCUGUGGUGAUUCUCGCAGCAGUCGCCGUGGCGGUCCUUGCGCCCUGGGUAGCUCCUCACAACCCCGAAGGCGUGGGCAUUGCUAAGAAGUUCUCACCUCCGGGCACCGAAAGCGCUCCUCUGGGGACCGACCACAUCGGGCGUGACGUGCUCAGUCGCCUGAUCCACGGUGCCCGUAUUUCCAUGUACGUGGGAAUUAUGACUGUCCUCGUCGGGAUCACCAUCGGGACAAUGGUCGGAAUUUCCAGUGCCUACAUGGGCGGGGUCUUUGACAUGAUUGUUCAAAGAAUUGUCGACGCCCUGAUGGGGUUCCCUCCGAUUAUCCUGGCCCUGGGGCUGAUGGCGGCCCUAGGUGCCGACAUCAACAAUGUGAUAAUCGCGCUUGUGGUGAUCCUGGUCCCCGGCGCCACGCGGGUAGUCCGCUCGGAGGCACUGCGAAUCAAGGAAUUGGACUACAUUCUGGCGUCCCGCGCCAUUGGGGCGAAUCCGGUUCGUGUGAUGUGGAACCAUAUACUGCCCAACGUGGCGGCGACGUACAUUGUGCUGAUGACCAUCACGCUGGGAUUCGCCAUCGUGGUGGAGGCGUCGCUCAGCUUCCUCGGCGUAGGCGUGCCCGAGGGUGUUGCAACCUGGGGCAGCAUGCUGGAGAUCGGCCGCGAGCACAUCCAUACGCAGACAUGGCUCGUGGUCUUUCCCGGGGUCAUCAUUGCGGCUGUGGUAUUCGCCGUCAACUUCCUUGGCGACGGCCUGCGGGACGUCCUCGACCCGAGGCUACGGGGACGAUAA
This is a messenger RNA of Geodia barretti, 924 nucleotides long. NCBI's taxonomy places the organism in Eukaryota, Metazoa, Porifera, Demospongiae, Tetractinellida, Geodiidae. The record is from the annotation of a GenBank genome assembly.